Colletotrichum gloeosporioides is the source of this 1383-nucleotide messenger RNA. RefSeq lists its product as uncharacterized. Lineage: Eukaryota; Fungi; Ascomycota; Sordariomycetes; Glomerellales; Glomerellaceae. Gene Ontology annotation, biological process: positive regulation of transcription by RNA polymerase II. Gene Ontology annotation, molecular function: zinc ion binding; transcription cis-regulatory region binding; DNA-binding transcription factor activity, RNA polymerase II-specific. The coding region runs from base 1 to 1383 and encodes 460 amino acids. Gene Ontology annotation, cellular component: nucleus. The transcript has a single exon. The record is from RefSeq and is a predicted model, not a curated record.
AUGCCGGUUAAACGGGUCAGGAUCGUCAAGGGCUCUUGCUGGCCCUGCAAGAAGCGCCGCAUCAAAUGCGACCUCUCCAAGCCAGCCUGUCUACGCUGCGUUUCUUCCGGCGCCACGUGUGACUACAACAGCCGACUGAUACGAUGGAGUUCCCGGCCGAGUCCUCAUAUGCUGUCUCCGUAUAGCAUUCCGCGGAACGACCUGCAUCUGACCGUGUCGAUCGACGUAUGCGAGCGGCGUGCUCUCGACUACUUUCACUGUCGCGUCUGGCCCCUCCUUUCUGCUUCAGAGGAACCUUGCGUCCCCCCAACCCAGGUCGCCUUGGAAUACCGAGUCGUGUUACUUGCCACUUGCGUGCUGUCCGAAUCUCACCGGCUGUUACAAGACGGUAAGCAUGCCCGCGAUGUGCUCUGCAAGAAGCGGGUCGAAUGCCUCUCUGCCGUGCGGGCCGAGAUAGAAGGUUGCUGUGCCGACGCGCAGGGUAAUGAGCCUAUGAUCGGGCUUCUGUUCGCAGUCAUGCUGCUGUACUUCGACGACGGAUAUAUGAGCUGUAUCCUCAACUCAGCAUCGACCUCUAGCCAUUACAGUGGUAUCCUGGCUAUUCUCGAGCGUCUGGGUGGCAUCGACGCCGUGAUACAGACGGCUGCCGAGCCGCUGCACAUGCUGAUCUCGGAAUUUGCGACAACAGAUCUCACAACAUCCAUGAUUCAAGGAAGGCCUCCUUGCUUUGCCCCCGAAGUGUGGGAUCUUCUUGAUCGGGGCCCGGUUUGGUGGGGCCGUGACCCUUUGGGUAGAUGCUCUCUCGCGUCCGUUUUUCGCGAGAUCGCAAGUAUGAGCCAGUACCUGCAGGCAACGGCUGAGAUGACUGAAGAGUUGUCGAUGGAGCGCAUCCACAAAUUCGAAGCUGCCCUCCGCCCCGUAUACGCGCCCCCGUCCCUCGAGGAAUCUGAUGGUCGUAGCCCUUCAGAGUUAUCCGAGUCCUCUUCCGUCAUUGAGGCGGAAGCUACACACGCGUUUACCCUUGUCCGCAUAUUCCAGCACGCCGCCUUGCUGUACCUGUACAGAGCCAUAUGUGGUCUUCCAACUCUUCACCCACUUGUCCAGCAACAUGUCAAGUCCUGCCUUGCCUGUAUCUUCGAAAUUCCCAAGGAGGCGAAGGUCCGCAACUGCAUUAUUUUUCCGUUGUUCGUUGCAGGAGCCCAUGUCAAAUGUCCAGAGGAGCAGAGGUCCGUUCUAGGCAUGGCUGAUGUGGUUUACGACGGAAUGCGCUUUGCUUCGAUUGAGGCCGUGAAGUCCGUCUUCAAAGCGGUCUGGUCGUCCAACUCUGAUACGUCCUGGUUAGAGAUGUUCAGAUAUCUAAGUCCGAACGCUUUAGUGCUCUAA